UGCCACUUUAGUAGAAUCAAAGUUAGGUUAUGUCGGAGCUGAUUCAUUCCGUUGUCAUUUUGCAUUAUGUAUAGAUCGCAGUUGGAGCAAAGCAUGUAUGUGAUCGCGAAUAGUUGAAUGACAUUAACUGUGAAGAAAUUGAAGAAUUAGUAUAAUUUGAUUACUGAAAACGAUCAAUCAUGUCAAUCCCGCUGCAGUAUACCAGAGAAGAUGAUUUUGUCGAGUGUUUUCUGUUUCCACACUUGUGUUACAAAUCGACGGAAGAAAUAUCUCAAGAUGAAUUAGUAUCUGAAAUAAACAAAUACAACAAUCAUAUUUCAAUGUAUACUCGAGAAUAUAUAUGGCAUAGAGACUCGUUAGGCUUUCAAGCAAGAACAAAAAAUAUUAUCCAGCUCAACAAAGAACUUGAUGGUGGAGCUCGAGUGGAAGAUUAUCAGCUACCACCGCACGUAUAUGCCAGUCUUCGAUUUGAUGAGGAUGUUGGUGACGAGUGGUUUCUUGUAUUCCUAGUAGUGGAACUGACGAAGGCGUUUGACGGCUUAAUCGUAAAAUUGGUUGACUCUGAUGGAGAAUUCUUACUAAUAGAAGCUGCGGAGGCUUUGCCAAGCUGGGCGACGCCACAAACUUGUCAGGAUCGAGUUUUCAUCUAUAAUGGCGAAAUACAUGUGGUUAGAGAUGAAAACCUGUCUCAUAUAGAAAUGCUGCGAACCAUUAAUGAAAAACCUACAGCAUCCAAAAUGGAGUGUGGUGUACAGGCGGCUAUUCAAAAGAGAAUUUCCAUAUACCCGAUGGAAAUACAAAACAGAAUCCACAAAGCUCGCGUCUUUUUACCAGAAAGAGCUAUUGCCAUACUCAGACAGGAACCUGGCUUGAUUGCAGCAGCACUGAGGACUGUUUGUCAAUCAGAUCCACUUGAGCGAAAAGUUUGCCAAGCGAUGAAAUACUUUCCACCAGAACAACGUGCCAUGGUCAAUGUGAAAAUGACUCGAUGCCUAUAUGCAAUGGCAAUUCACUGCCGUUACGCUGGCGAUCCAAGAACUGGUUGGAAUUUACCUUCGCCCAAUGAUUCUCAGCAUAAGCCACAUCUGUUGGGGAUAAAGAUAUCGUGUGGGUUAGAAAUGCUUGUUGCACGAGCUAGUCGCAAGAUUAAACAGAAUAAAGAGAGUGAAAGUAAAAACGAAACUGAAUGGGUUGCAUAUCUGAAACGAUUGACAGCAAACGGAUAUUUCCGAAAUCUUUUAGAGGGUAGUCAAGAGUACAACCGACUGCUUAGAUUGGCUAAGGAGUACUUUCAAUCCAGUUCCAGGGACCAUUCGUUAUCUGGUGACAAGAACGAAGCUCGACGAAUAUUGGAGGCCUGGCGCAAUGCUCCGUGUUAUGAACUCGAGUCCUUGAGUGAAGGGAGGUUGAGUCCUCCAGAUAAUGAUAACUGGCUCAACAUAGAUCCAGAACAGCUGCACUCAAUGCUGGACCAGCAGUGGUCGUCAAACGAUCGAAUGGUUGAUCAGCAUCCACCUUCAAUCCAAGAGAAAGUUCGGGAGUUUUUGCAACAUUCAAGUGACGUAGACGGAGUGCAGUUUCCAAGCCAACUGACUAAGUCGAAUGCUGAUAACAACGAAAUCAGAGUAAAUGGCGAUGCUGAUGAUACGAGGAUAGACUUCAAUGCAGAUGCAUUUGAUUCCGCUUUACGUGGAAUCUUGGACCUUGUUGUGCCAGGAGAUGAAAAUGAUUUCGACAGCAACUCAGAAGGUUCGUUGGGCGGAAGCGAGGAGGACAAAGGUGGUGAAUUGGACAAGUACAUGCGACUGCUCGACUCUCAACUAGAAAUGGAUUUGCACCUGAGCGGAUUACGAGAAAACGCUAAUGCAGACACUUGCGUUGAAGAUUCGACUGUGGAGAUGAAUUUGAGAGAAAGCGCAGAAGGCGAAGCAGGAGGCACAGGAGCUGUUGGAAAUAUUCUUGGCGGACCCAUUCGGCGUCUCUUACAUUUACACCUGCAAUCACCCUCGACUGUUCCACCUGACUUGCAAAGUUAAAUUUUUCACAAUUAUCAUUAUUAUUAAAAAUGACGUCAGUAGUCAGCUUGUCUUCAAUAUAUUUAGACAAAAAGAAAUAUUAGCCAAUGUAUUGUGAAUUGGCAGCUAUUGACUAACGCCGUUUUUAUUUUUUUAUCUCGUUUUAUAUCUUUUGUAUUAUCAAUACUAACAGUAAAGUUCUGUUACAACUUCACAAACCGUUCGUCUAAUAAACGCUACUGUACAUUGAUGUUAUUGUAAACAUUUUGGAGCGAGAACUAAUAAACGGCAACCGCCUAUACUUGCUUAGUGAAUUGGUUGUUCUGAUGAUACGACAAUUGCAUAGCUCAUAAGGAUGCGCCUGUUUUCGCGACAAAAUCCAAUGUAUGAGGGGUAGAGAUGAGGAGGACUGU
This is a messenger RNA of Diprion similis, 2428 nucleotides long. Its product is annotated as protein ecdysoneless. Gene Ontology annotation, cellular component: nucleus. NCBI's taxonomy places the organism in Eukaryota, Metazoa, Arthropoda, Insecta, Hymenoptera, Diprionidae. The transcript has 5 exons. The record is from RefSeq and is a predicted model, not a curated record. The coding region runs from base 180 to 2036 and encodes 618 amino acids.